This is a messenger RNA of Ornithodoros turicata, 8102 nucleotides long. Its product is annotated as mucin-2-like. The transcript is spliced from 17 exons. Gene Ontology annotation, cellular component: SWI/SNF complex. Gene Ontology annotation, biological process: positive regulation of DNA-templated transcription. The coding region runs from base 1035 to 5615 and encodes 1526 amino acids. Lineage: Eukaryota; Metazoa; Arthropoda; Arachnida; Ixodida; Argasidae. The record is from RefSeq and is a predicted model, not a curated record.
UCUUUUCGCUUGCACCUCCUUGCACCCAGCAAACCGGUUCGGAGGGUGCAGCACCUUUUCGUUCUUUUCGUCCCCUCCUCGGCGCACUCUUGCCCCGCCCGCGUUCUUUUCGUAGUUCCCUCUGCCCCAGUUUCACGUUGAACCCAAAAACCUCUGCACCUUCCCGUACGUGGGUGAAAAAGUGUGGAAGCAGACGACAUCGUGAAAUGGCUGCGGCGUCGGUCUUCGAAAUCUGGCCCCUGCUCGAUGGGUAGAACUCGGAGGCCUCGUACAUGUUGGCAAGUUGCUGGACACGGCGUGAAGACAGUCGGAACAAACGUUUGUACUCGAAUUCCAUGUACUUCGGCACGACAGUUUCAUAAUACAGAGGAAUUCGACAGCAUUCAUGCCUCUCGAGAACUUUGAUUGUAGCACAAACCAAGCGCGAUUCAUAACACUCGUCUUCUGAGUCCGAAUCAACUAGCUCCAUAAAGGCCGACAGACUCCCGUUACACGCCAUUACCGUCACAAGAACCAGAAGAAUGUGGGACUGCGCGUACGAACAAAACUCCACGCUCUACGAAAACUCAAAACUACGCAGCUACAGCCCUGCUUCGUAGCAGACGACAGCCCGUUGUCACUGUCAUGUGAUUGCAUUCUUUUCAAGGGUUUAGUCCCUUUGCACCUUUCACUAAACUGGUUUUCGCGGUCUUCCCAACCCAGAAAACCGGGGAUUUAGGUGCAGCACUUUUUUUGCCGAAAAGAACGCACCUUCUGUUGACCUGAUUUACAGCUGAAAUGGCCAGGCAGCGAGCAUAACAAACAUGGCGGCCAUGGUGCAGCCACGAUACUGGCAUUCGCUCGCGGCCACUUGGCCCGCCUGAAUCGGAUGCCCGUGGACAAAUCUACAGUGUGUAUCUAAAGCCCAUCCAGACGUGUUGAGACGCGGAUGGGCCGAGACGUUGCUCAACGACUGUAGCCCACCACCGAAACGGAGGGCUGCUGCCAUAGAGCCUCAGUAGCAUAUUCUGCAUGGCCUAUUCCAUGUUAGCAGCAUGUUCAAUCCAGGCGCCAUUGCAAUGGAUGAUGGGGGCCGAUGUCUGCUUGACGUUAUAAACGACCCCCUCCUACUCCAGUCCUUCCUCGAAGAUAAGAGCGAGGAAAGCGCAAAGGAGCUCGGCACCCUAUCUUCCGCAGCACUGGAAAAUGUCUUCCUGGGCCACCAACAGCAGCAGGACCACGUAACCAGCACCACCACAAACUUGCUCCUACGUCAGUCCCCUGACUCAAUGGGGUUUGGUUUUGACAAGUCUCUCAACAUCGCUGCAGGCGAUAGCUCACCCCGCGUCGCGGUCUCUUCCACCGUCCCCCUCCCUCCAAACGGGCAGCAACACCCCUCCCCACAUUCCACGGCUCCCUCCCCCGUCCCUCCUGGUGGAUCCCGACCCCAUUCUGCCUCCCCACUACCUCCGCCCCACACUCCUUCUCCGGGGGCUUGGUCCCCGCAGACGCCCGGCCCUUCCCCACGUAGCUGCCAGUCCACGCCCGCCCCGACUUCGAAGGUCUCCACCCAGCCUGUUCCGCGAUCGACAGUGGUGCAAAUAGUGUCAUCUGCAGGCACCAGUGUAAGGACUACCAGUGCAGGGGUAGCUGCUCCCCCGCGGAUUAUUCAACCGAAGCAGCCUCAGCUCCUCCCGAAGCCUGCAGGAGGAAACCUUCCGCCGCCGACUCAGACUGCUCCUCCGCCGAGGGCGACCACGAAGCCCCCGCAGCCGGCGCCCCCUCCCAACACGGUGCAGCGGGCACCCAGUGUUGGGAUGGGGGCGGCGCCGGCCGCGCCUAGCCCGCUGCUCAUUGGCCAGCCGGGCCAGCCGACGGGGGUGUUUCCUGCGGGGGCACAGGGGACCUUCCUGCUUAACCAGUACAUUCCCGGGAUCGGACAGAGCCCCAUCCUCAUCCAGGGCUCCCUCGGCCAGAUCCAGGGCGUGCAGCUGGCGCUGCGUCCGCAGGCCACGGGGCUCACGCUGCAGUCGCCACAGGGCCACAAGCCUCACGGCCAGCCGACGUUUGUCAUCCCGCAGAACCUCGGGACACGGCCAAACAUUAUUCUGGCACCGAGGAUGGUUUCGUCGCCCUUGUCCUUUGCGAUUGCCCCGGGCCAACCGCUGACGCUGCAGCAGCUGCAGGCGAUGUUGCCCGCCCAACACAUGUUGGCAGCACAGCCGACGCUGGGCACGUUUGCGCAGCACGCGGAUCAGCAGCCCAUCAUGCACAUCCCGGCUUUCACCCAGCCGCAGAUGCUGACUCAAGACCAUCAUCACCACCACCACGUGACGCAGCAGACGCUACUUCCAGCUCAGCCGCAGGUGUCUGCACCCACGGUGGUGGUUUCGCAACCGGUGACAGUGCAGCAGCCAACCAUGACACCUCAGCCCGUGUCCACACCGUCGGAAAGGCCAAAGCCUCCGUCGGUGAACCUUGCGGAGCUCCUCAAGGAACAUGGGAUCAUGCCGGAGUCCGAUUCCACACCACCUCCAUCGCCAACUACCAUCCAGGACUCCGUGCAGGUCGAAGUGAACCAGACGUCGCACAACUGUACUGCGGUUCCUGCGCAGCCCCUGCAGGUCGUUGCGACGCCAGACACAAAGAUAUCAAAGGAUUCUACGAGCAAAUCCACCCUGAUCACGACCAGCACGGUCACCACAACCGCCGCACCGCCGAGGCAGGCCCAACUCUCCCUCGCGCACGAUGGCAGCGUCAUCCUCCGCCAACCCGAACCCGCCCAGUCCGAACUCCAGCCCGCCUCCGCGAGCGGACCCGCAAGCACCGUUCUCUCGAGGACCCACUCGGCCCUCCUGGAGCGGCUGUCCGCGGCCCCGCCUGUCAACGUCCCCGACCUGGCCACCCUGACGGCCGCGAGCCGGCCCCAGGCCAUCCCCACCCCCAUCGUCGCACCCCAACACCUGACCAUCCACGGGAUGAACAACGGACUGGUGACGGCGCAGACGCUCGCGUCGCCCCACUCCUUCGUCACGGUUCAGGGUCCAGGAGUUGCCGUCGCCAACGUGCUCUGCCACGGCCCCGCCACCAGCAGUGCGCAGGUGAACCACGUGGUGGUGAGGCACGCCCCCCUGGGGGGCCACGCCUGCCACUCGCAGAUGGUGACGGCGUCUUCCGCGCUGCCGAUGACACCCAUGAGUUCCAUCUCGACGUCGGUGAUGGCGCCGACCGUGAAAAUGGUGAUGGCGACCGCUCCGCAACCGGUGGUGGUGACGUCACCCGCAGUGUUCACGACGACGCAGGCCCCCAUGGUGCAGGCCUCACCGGUGAGGUCGACGACCCCGGCCACAGUGACGGUCGUGAGCCCCCCCACAACGGCAAACAAUGUUGUGAGACACACUUGUCCCAAGCACGGAGGAAUGCCGCUCAACUCGCAGAACCAGUUGCUGUACGAGCAGUUGCAGACGCAGAUAGCGAACCUAUGUGCAAUCAAAAAGCCGAGCCUGCAGCAGAAGCUGCUUCUCCAGCAAAUGCUCUCCGUGGAAGAGAAGCUGCGGGACUCCGCCAAGGUACACGUCACUUCCUCCGCAACGGAACCCGCUGCGCCCGCGGUUACCGCGACGACAGCGGCGACGAUACAACGAACGCAUUCUCCAAAGCCGGUCACGGUGCACGCUAAGAAACACCAGAUGAACCCGCAGAACAUGGCGGUCAAGACGACGGUCGUCACGGUGUCGCCGGCGCUUCCCACUCCGGUGGCGGCUGCCGUCACGGUGCCGGUGCAGAAGCAGCCGUGCGGUCGUGCACAGGGUGAAACGGUCGUGCACAAGGUGAACCACGUAGAUACGAAGCUGGUCAGCGUGGCAAAAUGCACAACCACCACGACGGCCUGCUCCACGCAGCCGAUUGUCAGCAGUCCCCUGGUGAACGCAGGGAAGGUGAAUGCCGCACCUCACCCGCUACGGGUGAUAGCCCCUGCUCCAAGCACUAGCGCUGUCGUCACCGCUGCGCCCGCUGUACCUUGCACUAGCAAUACUACAACGCUGAGCUGCACUAGCAGCAGCAGCAGCAGCAGCAGCACCAGUAGCACUUUCAGAAGUACUGUCCCUCUAACAACCACUGCUACCCCUACCAUGGCUGCCCUGCCUCCCCGUCCACUGUCUGCUAUUCCCCCUCACUUACGGGUUGCCAACCAAAUGGUGAAGUUGUCUCCUCAACAGCAGCACCAUUUGCACCACCAUCACCAUCACCACCAGCAGCAUCAGCCGAGGUCCCAGACCGUGGUACUCAGGGUACAGCAUCCAGCAAACCAUGUCGUAAGCCCUCCGGCAGGUACCGGUAUGAAGCAGAUCAUGGUUCAAGUACCCGGGGUGGUCAGCAAGCAGGUUGUAAGCAAGAACAACAACGCAUCGGCAAAAGCAUCCGCGGUGGCGUUACCUGGUAAGGUGGAAGCUGCAGGGCCUCUCAACCAAGUGGUGGAACAGCCAAAAGCUUGCCCCAUCAAACCCAAAGUUCCUGAUCGAUAUCAAAAGCUACACAUGUUCCACCAGCACCUGUCUGAAGAUCAAAACUGUACCCUCCGUCCAGACGCAAAAGUACCCUUUGCUUCAAAGCGGGAUGCCUGUCAGAGAUUACUUAGGUAUCAUGUCUAUAACACUAGGUUACCCAGGGAAGAGGAUCUCAAUAAAUCGGAUGAAAUCUUUGCGGAGGUGUCUGAACGGCUGCUAGAGGAACGGCGAAGGUUGUACGAAAAGUUCCAGUACCUGAUGCUUCUGGAAAGCAUGCGGGAGUACCCAACUGCGGAAAAGAUCAUGGUGGAGAAGCUUUUCAUCCAGCACGAGAACGAGGCACUCGCGCAGGAGAGGAAAGCAGCGGAGGAGGCAAGAUUUGAAGAGUUACCUACCAUCGACCCGUGGCCCACAAAAAGUCCAGUUCCAGUAGAAAUUCCGGAGUUCCAUAACAGUCGGACGUUUAAGAAGGAACCACCCGACCACUGGUUUGACGACGGCAUCGACCUUGAGCCGGCCGCAAAGCGCCGUUCUGUCAAGGAUGACGUGGAGGAGAUCGACCAUCAACACCACCAUCAUCACCACCAUCACCAUGCACCUCCAGACGACGACCUCAUGUCGAGCAUCCGCAAGGAACUCGAAAUGUCUCCCUCAGACGAAGAAGAGUUUGUUGCGGGUGACCUGGCAGACUUUGAGCCCCCCGUGGUGAGGUUCACAUCUCCGGAAUCGAAACGGACUUUGGCCUCGGCCGCAGCGAGUGCGGUGGACUGGACUACAAAAGCCUCCGGGCUUCCCAAAGCUCCAGAGUUGGACUUGUCCGGAAUAGCGGGAUUGGACGACGACGAAGAUGAGGACGAGGACAGCCGGGCGAGCAGCGCAGGAGGUCUGGGGCUCGGAGGCUUCAGUGGCUCCAGAGUGACGUUUGUUGAUGACGACGACGUCGACGUGGGCGGAGAACUGCACAAUCAGGUGCAGAGUGCUAUCAACAGUAUCCUGGACUUUAGGAGCGGUGGCGACUUGGGCUGCGACAGGGGCAACCGGGGCGAGUCGAUGGACUACGAGACCGCGGACGACGACACCCCGACGGACUCUGCGCUCGAUGAGGCUGUGCGGAGUAUUCUAUUGUGACGUAUUUGUUGGCUUUGCGAUGCUGGGAUGUGUGCAUGCACCCCUGUGACGGUGUGCGGAAGAGCGCGUUGCUGCGAUCCGCGGAAGAUGCUGUUCGAUUCAGUCCAGCUGUAUCAUCCUUUUUUCUGGCAGGUGUUGAUCGUUAUUAGAGAUGACCGCGGAGGGCCUCAGGGCAGACGUUUUAGUAGCAUUACCUUUAUAAUUUAAUAGGUAAACGUUUCUUUUACUGUUGUUGACAGUCUUUUUUAAAAGCGUGCUCAUUGUGUUCGGUAUGUUUUGAAAGUAUGCAGCAAAGUGCAACAAUUAACCAGUUUUGCUGCAAAAAAAGAAAAACAAAAGCUGCCGAAAUAAAUUGGACUACAAUUAAGGACUACAAAGGACAAAACAGGAACACUUGUUUGAAGCAAACAGUGUUUAGUUGUUGCUGAUACUUUGGAUCGUGUGAAGAAAAUUUUUUCAGCAAACUGAGAAAGUUAGACUUAAUCUUGCAUCCACUAAUCUAUUUUGCUGCACCUUUCACAGAGUCACAGAGAAUGGUUCCCCCGGAUGGUCAGCCGGCCUGAAUGCAAGGUUUAUUACUAAUCUGUCACCUCGGUUGAAUUUGCUACCGGUGUGUGAAAGACGCCGAAUCCAAACACUCGUGACUUAAGCGCGGACCCCAUGACAAGCGACAUGCUAUAGAUUCUGUCGCGUGUGCUAGUGCUGCUGUUUUCCGACCCAUUUGAGCGUCGACAAAACUGGGAAACAACAUUUUAGGAAAAAAAUCUGCAUUUCCCAACAAUAACACCUCUCGACGUGAAGUGAUUUUAGUUUAUAUACACCACACAACCAAAUGUGGAGUCAUCAAUUAAUAGCGUCAAAUUAUGUGUACAUGUAUUUUACGGGGCCGGCUCUUGGUGGCGCUGCGGUUCCCUUGCUUUCGUCGUCUUGUUCGUUUUCGUUUUUUUUUCCCGGCACUUUUGCUUUCGAAAGAUCGCUUGCUUCCCACAUACUAGCUCGAAAUUUCAUGCCCCCCACAUUUCUGUCCUUUAUCAUUCACUUCAGUUACAUACCGCCAAAUCUAGCGGAUUUGGGCACGGUCUCUGGCGACAAGUGACAAAUAUCUACGGAGAGUAGAUGCAAAAUUUUGUAGCCGCGGCAGAGCUCUUUUGUCGCUAGCGUGGUGGCGCCGCCGUCGUCGAUUUUGUCGCUUGUUAUGGGGUCCGCGCUUUAUGACUGAAGUCGUUUCUCGGUCAUGCUUCAGCAAUUUAAAUUAAACAGGUCACACUGGCGGCCCUCUAUUGGUGCAAAGUCGGUUGACAACACUGGUAGUUGUCCAAAAAAUAAAAGCUUUCAUCAGUGUCAAUGGAAACUUUGCAUUGAGCUCCUUCGUGGCAUCACUUCAAACGAACGUUCGACCGAGGGAACCAAGCUCUGGUGCUCAGUUGAGGGUGCGUUACGUUUUGUUGGCAACACUGGUCAGCACACCUAGCUCGCGAGCAGAGACUGUCCAUACAAAGAAAGAAAAAAAAUUAAAACUAUCGACGGAGAAGCGAUUUGUCGAAAGCGCACACUGUGAUUCUCGGGGACGGUUCUGCCCCCAACCCCACACGUCGUAAUUUAUAGCAGAAGUGCACACUUUGCCUUUCUUGCCAAGUGAGAGCCAGACUCGUGAUAGAAAGGGCUGGUUGGGCCCGGAACGACACACACAUGUACAUACUAGCAAACAGAUAACAAAAUGGAGCAUAGAGGGAUAUGCAAGUCACGGUUUUAAAGUGUGGACGAAAAGAAAAAGGCAUUAGUCGUGUAACGCGGUGUAUUCUUCUGUGUUACUUUUUUCCACCUCUCUCUCUACUAGGCAACAUUGUGAUCACCUCUUGGCUGGUUCUGAGAAACUGACUGUGAUGUGCUAUGUUUUUAUUUUUAUUUUUUUUCCCUUCGCUAUGUGCGUAUCACCUCAUUAUGCAAGAAAAGGAUGUCAUUUCUGUGUCGUAACCAGAGGAAACGUACGUGCACGUUUUUCGCAGAGCGACUGUCAACUUCAUUGUGUCUCUCUCUCAAAUUAUGUUUUCUUGUAACGACAACCCUUUCCCUGUUGUAUCGUGUCAUGCAGCUUUUUCUGCUCAAUUCAACUACUUAGGGUGAUAAGCCCUUCUACGAGUCAGAGUGUACAAACGUUUCAUUCCUCGCCUCUUGAUUUGAUCUUGGUUCAGAAGAUAUACAUAAUAUAAUUGAGGGUGUACAUAUUGUAAAUGUUACGUGCAGCUGACCAAUGCAGCGACCUGGCUGGAGGUGACCCAAGAUUUCUGAAGCGCAUUUUGAUAGUGCCUCUUUGAAAACGACGUUUCUUUGUUCGCAAGUCCCACAACAAAGAUAGCAGACGACGCACGUGUAUGCACACUUCCCAGCAUUGGAACUUUUUAUGUACAGAGGUUUAAAUUUUUUCUACAAAGGUGAUGCAAAAAAAAAAAAGUGUAAAUAUUUUAUUAAAACACCUGCAAAAAUUGA